Molecule: messenger RNA, 2205 nt
Organism: Camelina sativa (false flax)
Lineage: Eukaryota; Viridiplantae; Streptophyta; Magnoliopsida; Brassicales; Brassicaceae
Biological process (GO): maturation of SSU-rRNA from tricistronic rRNA transcript (SSU-rRNA, 5.8S rRNA, LSU-rRNA)
Cellular component (GO): small-subunit processome; Pwp2p-containing subcomplex of 90S preribosome
Molecular function (GO): protein binding; snoRNA binding
Source: RefSeq, a predicted model, not a curated record
AAGAAGAAGGAGAAGAAGCAUUAAGCGUUUGCCCUACCGUUACCAGUCCCCGCCGAGAAACGAGUAGCAGCAGCCAUGGCCGACGUAGUUCAGUACCGCCUCGAGCGGAUGGUUGACGAGCUUGAUGAUUUAGAGCGUAGAGGAAUCUUCACUCGUGCAGAGAUUAGUGAGAUCGUGAAGCAGAGGCGUAAGUUCGAGUACCGAUUAAAGCGUCCGAGCCCACUCAAAGAGGAUUUUAUAGCCUAUAUUGACUAUGAGGUCAAGCUCGAUGAGCUUCGCCUGCUACGUAGGAAAGCGGUGAGGCGUGACUCUACGAAGAGAAAGAAGAAAUCGGUUUCUGAUUUCGCCGGUGUUGCUAGGAUUGUGGAGAUUUAUAGAUUGGCUACUAUGAGGUAUAAGGGAGAUAUCAAUUUGUGGUUUAGGUAUCUCGAGUUCUGUAAACAGAAGAGGCAUGGGAGAAUUAAGAAGGCCUUGGCUCAAGCUAUUAGGUUUCAUCCAAAAGUUGCUGGAGUGUGGAUAUAUGCUGCGGCUUGGGAAUUUGAUAGAAACUUGAAUGUUGCUGCAGCUCGUGCUCUUAUGCAGAAUGGACUCAGAGCGUGUUCUAACUCUGAAGACUUGUGGGUUGAGUAUCUGCGGAUGGAACUUACUUACUUAAAUAAGCUGAAAGCUCGUAGAGUUGCCCUUGGUGAGGAUAAAGGAAGUUUGGUGCGUGACACGAAAAGCGUCGAGGAUGAGAAGUGGAAAGAUGAAAACAAAGAGUUGUUUAUGUCGCUGGAUGAGAAAGAAGGGAAUGAAAAGGAAGAAAGUGACGACUCUAAUGUUGAAGAUGUUGAGGAUGUGACUGAGAAAGUUGACUUCUUUCGGGAAAAAGGGUCUAAUGUUCUUCAGGCUAUCUAUAGUGGAGCCGUUGAGGCUCUUCCUUCUAGUUUUGACUUGAGGAAGCGUUUUUUGGAGAUUCUAGAGGCAAUAGACUUGGCCCAUUCAGAUGAAAUCCGGAAUACGAUUCUAAGUGAUCUGAAGCGUGAUUUUUCCAAGGAUCCUGAAUACUGGAAUUGGCUUGCUAGACAUGAAAUGAGUGGUUGCAUUAGCAAAGAGAGAAGCCUAGAGUUUGCCAAUCCUCAAAUGCAAAAGGCUAUUCAGGUUUUUGAAGAGGGCUUGCAAACUGUUACUUCAAGUUCUAUGUUUGAGAUUUAUAUAAAGUUUUUGAUGGAGGCUAUUGUACAGUCAAAUGGUGACGAUGAUGAAAAUUCCCUUUUGGCUAAUCCGGUUGGGGACUACAUUACACAUAUCAUAAACGUGUACCAAAAGGCUGAUGAAACCGGGUGUUUGACUGAGGAGCUUGCGGAUGAAUAUGUUUCUCUGUACUUGAAACUGGGAAAGACUCAUGAAGGCAAGAAGCUAGCAGAAAAACUUUGCUCUGGAAAAUUUACUGCAUCAGCUAAGUUGUGGCUUUCAAGAGUUUCCAUUGAAAUAAGAUCACUUUCAGGGAACUCAACUCCUAGUAAAGCAGAAUUGCAGACAGUCUUUGAGCUCCUUUCAAAUGCUUGGAAGAACGUACCGAUCUCAGAAUCUGAGAGCCUGUGGCUUAUGGCUUUUAAGUUCUUUGCUCAUCAGGGAACUUAUUUUGACAAGCUUGUAGAGAUGUCCAUCCUAGCAGUAGCCAAAAACCAUGGGAGUGACAAUGUGUUUUCCCUUGCUUCCACGGUGGUGAAAUUUGUUCUUGAAACAAAAGGGAGCCACAGUGCGAGGAAGAUAUACAAGAGGUUCUUGGCUCUUCCCGGUCCCAGUCUAGUUCUAUACAAAAAUUGCAUUGAAAUAGAGACCAACCUUUUAUCCCUAGGUGAUAAAGAUAGUCUCAGUAAUGCCCGGAAGCUAUAUGAUUCUGCUGUUGCAAGUUACAGUCAAGACGUGGAGCUGUGGAAGAAUUACUACUCAUUGGAGACAAAGAGGGGAACGUCAGAGACGGCUAACGGAGUGUAUUGGCGUGCGAGAAAGACUCUGAAGGAUUCUGCGGAUUUCGUAGUUGGAUCUGAUUUGUAGGUAGUUUUAUGGAGGAAACACUAUGCUUUCCCCGUAUUUGUGAUCCUUAAGAAGAUUUUGGUUGUAAAAAAGCAGAAGACUAUGUACUGCUUUAUGAUUCUAGUUCUACACUAGACACAUUUUUGAUACAAAAACAUGUUGCCAUAUGCCUGAGUCUUUUUGGUU